Molecule: messenger RNA, 315 nt
Organism: Angiostrongylus costaricensis
Lineage: Eukaryota; Metazoa; Nematoda; Chromadorea; Rhabditida; Metastrongylidae
Source: the annotation of a GenBank genome assembly
AUGCAGGGUCGCAAACGUGGUGCAGGUGUUGCACAAACACCAUACAGAUUCGAUUACUACACAACUGAUGAAUUCAAUAACAAGAAGUUGCUGUCUGCGAUCGGAAGUCUUGUUGUGUUCAUAGCCUACUUUGCGUACUUGAGGCAAAGCUCGUUCAUGGUCGUCUUUCACAGGGAACCAUCAGACUUGGACGAGAUCUGGACCACUCCUCCUCAUGUUUUGACUGCAAAUUUCCAAAGAAAGAUGCUUCGUGAGCAAAUUAAACAGGUACAUCGGCAACCUUCUUGUUCUUUCAUCUCAUCCUUAUCAAUUUGA